AUGGGAGGACCUGCAGCACCUGGAGCACCUGGACGAGGUCCUUUCCCUCCGUCCAUGAUGCACGACGAACCACAGGUCGCACGAGACGACGUGAUCAAAGGCACCGACGACGACGCCAUCAUCAGCAAACUGUACGCAGCGCAGUCUGCGGUGAACCUGGGGUACCUAGAUGAUCCCUUUGUGAAGCACUUUGUGAAGCGCCCGUCGCGUCGACCUCCAUUGAUCAACCGAGGCUCCUAUCUCAGGACGCGAUCGUUGGACACAUUCACGGAACAGUUUAUCAAAAGUGACAUUACGCAAAGCUCAACGACAACGGCAACAGCGCCAGCAUCUGCAACCACACUGUCCGCAUCAACUCCCACUUCUACAACUACAGCUACUACAACUACACCUGCUGCUGCUGCAGGGAUCAAGAAACAGAUUGUGUCGUUGGGUUGCGGCUCAGAUACCAGAUACUUCAAGUUCAAGGCCAAGGGCCUUUCGGCGCACAAGUACUUUGAGAUUGACUUUCCAGAGUCGACAGCCAAGAAGGCGGUCGUGAUCAAGAAGAACAAGGCAUUCACAGAUAUCAUUGGAGACCCAGACCUGAAGCUCGGUCUGGGAGGAACAGAACUGUACUCGAAGGAUUAUUGUCUCCUAUCGGGCGACUUGCGCGAUUUCACGGAGUCCAUCGUCCCAAAACUCAACGCGCAAGGAUUUGAUACUAGUCUACCAACGCUGUUCCUCUCGGAGUGCGUGUUGAUCUACAUUCAACCAGGAGACUCCGACGCGAUCGUGAAUUGGGUCGGGACCAACAUGGACGCCUCAUUGUUUGUUGUCUAUGAGCAGAUCAACCCAGCCGACGCUUUUGGCGCCAUGAUGCUCAGGAACCUCAGAACGCGACAAAUCGAGUUGCCAGGGAUCCAUGCGUACCCGUCAUUGAAGAGUCAGGAGGAGCGCUUCACGUCGCGGGGAUGGCAGGCUGCCCAUGCCGUCAACAUGAAUAAACUCCAUGAAUCCCUCUCUGAACAGGAAAUGAAACGGAUAUCAAGUCUGGAGAUUUUUGAUGAGGUGGAAGAAUGGCAGUUGCUGGCGGACCAUUACUGUGUCGCGUGGGCGUAUCAAGCCAAACCCCGGCAGUCCGAACUCCACCGCGCUCAGCUAAUCCAUCUUUUAGCCAACGCGGUAACGUCAUAA
Linnemannia hyalina is the source of this 1176-nucleotide messenger RNA. The record is from the annotation of a GenBank genome assembly. NCBI's taxonomy places the organism in Eukaryota, Fungi, Mortierellomycota, Mortierellomycetes, Mortierellales, Mortierellaceae.